This is a messenger RNA of Symbiodinium sp. CCMP2592, 1905 nucleotides long. The record is from the annotation of a GenBank genome assembly. Lineage: Eukaryota; Dinophyceae; Suessiales; Symbiodiniaceae.
AUGGGUCGGUACCGAUGGCGUUUGCCGGCCUCCGGCGCCCGUGAGGCCUCGCAGAACGCGCGGCAAAGCUCGGAAGUGAAGCUCCGCUUUCCGGAGGAUAUCGAUGCCUGCUUUCGUGGAGGUGCACCCGCACCACCGAAGAGAGCGCCGCUCUUCCCAGAUGACAUCGACGCGCUCUUCCGACGCUCGGGCGAUGCCACGCCUGCGCCCAUCCAGGCAGUCGAGCCGGCAAAGCCGGCGGAGGCAAAACCUUCGGAGGCCGAGCCGGCGUCAGAGGCCCAGGCCACGCAAGAGCCAGCCACCCCGACUCGCUCUCGACCAGUGUCCUGGUUGGACGGAGGGACGCCGAGUCCUCAGCAAAGCCGUGGCCGCAGAGUGAAGCCACGGAGGGACAUCACCUCCGAAGGAAGCAGCGGAUCACUUGGCAGGGCGGGUUCCUCAGAAAUGUGCGGCAAGGAAGGAAUCCAGAAGGCCGGGCGGGUUUGGGGCCUCGCUCAUUUGCUCGAGUUGGCUGCCAUCUUGGCAUGUGCAGGCGAUUCUGCUUCAGACGAGGUGCCGGAACUUGCAGAGACGGCGAAGAUCGCCCACUUCGUCGCGCAGUUUGCCGUGGAUCUGAAGCACCUGCUCACGGCUAGCAACCAGGUUUUGGCGCCACCACAGGCUAGCCUGCCGGUGGCGUCGGCACUUGCAGGAAUUACCGAGCAAGGCGGAGGCAGUGCCGAGAAUCCUCCUGUUGCCUCGCAAAGUUGUGGAAAGCUCUUCUCCGACAUGGCCGCUGCAGAUGCCCAGAUGGUUGGCAAGGUGCUCCUGGACGAGGAUGUCUUUGGAAACGAUGCUGCCACUGAAAGUGCCCGAACCAUGCUGGUGUCAGCUCUUCCUCAUGCAGAGGGAGGCCAUCCGUAUCAGCAGGAAGUCCUGAAGCAGUGCCAGCGAAUUUUGUCGGACAGCAAAACCCUCGCCGACAAGGAAAGCGAUCGACUUGGAGAGGAGGCAGCUGCCGCAGCUGCCCGCAUCUCGGAAGCUGAGCAGACCCUCAUGAAUGCAAGCAUCGCCACGCAGCAGGCGAAGGAGGCUGUGACCUCAGCCACAGCGGUGCUCGAAGAGCAGGAGAAAGAGGUGGAAGCAGCGAAGGUUGACGAAGUCUCCAGUCGUCGAAGCGAAGCAAAGAAGGUCCAAACUCGCAACGAAAGUGCCGCAGCGAAGGCUGCCCUUGACUCUGCGUUGGCACUCCUGAAGGCCGACUCAGGGGCCGAGUCGCAAACAGAGCUGCUGCGGCUGCUGGUGCAGGCCUCGGCAGAGAAAACUUUGAUCGACGCCUUGCCCGCGGCCCUGGAGUUGGCAGCGGCGGAGCGAGGGGAGUUCGACAAGUUGACCAUGGACACUGCUACAGAGGCCUUAUUGGAGUUCCAGACGAGCCUUGCGCAGGAGUUGUCCGAGGCAGAGGCUGCGGUCCGUGAUGCACGUGCAGAAGCCCUUGGCUGUGAGGCCCUACGUGAGGUUCAAGAGGAGAAGAAAGAGACCUCCGCUCGGAACCUGCAAGCCGCUGUUGACUGCGUGGAGGCCCGGGAGGCCGACGAGAAGGCGGCAAGCAGCAGCCUGGCAGCCCGCGAGGCUGAGAGGAGCAACUUCUUGGUCCAUCAGGUCCUUGCGCAAGACAGGGCCAGGAAAGUCUCGGCCGCAAUGGCUGCGGUUGAGAGACUGAGCACUCCGGCUACAGAGGCCCCUUCGACUGCACAGGAUGUCGAAAUGGAGUCAUCCGCUGGAGAGGCCAAGAUUGUGGCCGAGUCGACCGAGGACGUGGACAUGGAACAGGUGUCCAAAGAUCUUAAGACUGCGGCUGGAUCUCCCAAGGUGGAUGUCUCGAGGGGAGAAUUGCCCCGACAUGCCACUGAGCUUGGCGCUUGA